Messenger RNA from Tetrapisispora phaffii CBS 4417, 885 nucleotides. RefSeq names its product rRNA-binding ribosome biosynthesis protein RPF1 (gene RPF1). Gene Ontology annotation, cellular component: preribosome, large subunit precursor; nucleolus. The record is from RefSeq and is a predicted model, not a curated record. Bases 1 to 885 code for a protein of 294 amino acids. Gene Ontology annotation, molecular function: rRNA primary transcript binding. Lineage: Eukaryota; Fungi; Ascomycota; Saccharomycetes; Saccharomycetales; Saccharomycetaceae. Gene Ontology annotation, biological process: maturation of LSU-rRNA; maturation of 5.8S rRNA. The transcript has a single exon.
AUGGCUGCUGAGGAUAUAAGGAUUGGUAACAAAUUGAAGAGGCAAGAGUUGUUUGCUGAGGUCAAGGACCAGAAGAACAAGGAGCGUCAUACAAUGAGAAGACAGAGAGCUAAGGAGGAGAGAGAUAACCCAGAAUUGAAAGAAAAAAGAUUAAAAGAAAAUGUCACAAACACUAUAGAGUCUAUGAGAGUUUAUGAUGAAACUAUUACUAAAGAUAUCGAAGGUGAUGAAGAUGAAUUAAUGAAAUUUUUCAAUUCAGACAAUAAUAACCCACCUAAGAUUUUGGUUACCACCAACGUCAAUGCCAAGAAGAAAGCUUACGAAUUUGCUAACGUUUUAAUUGAAGUAUUACCAAAUGUCACUUUUGUUAAACGUAAGUUUGGAAUUAAGUUAAAGGAUAUGGCAGACAUGUGUGAGAAAAGAGAUUUCACAGAUAUUGUAAUUAUCAAUGAAGAUAAGAAAAAAGUUACUGGUUUAACUUUCAUGCAUCUGCCAGAGGGUCCUACAUUUUAUUUUAAAUUAAGUUCAUACGUUGAAGUAACCAAGAUAACCGGGCACGGUAGACCAACAAGUCAUAUACCAGAAUUAAUAUUGAACAAUUUCCAAACAAGAUUAGGUAAAACUGUCGGCAGAUUGUUCCAAAGUAUAUUCCCAAAAAAUCCAGAGUUUGAAGGCAGACAAGUCAUCACUCUUCAUAAUCAAAGAGAUUAUAUAUUUUUUAGAAGACAUCGUUAUGUUUUCAGAAAUGAAGAAAAAGUUGGUUUACAAGAAUUAGGCCCACAAUUUACAUUGAAACUAAAACGACUACAAAGAGGUAUUAAAGAAGAAACAGAAUGGGAACAUAAACCAGAAAUGGAUAAACAAAAGAAACAAUUUUACUUAUAG